CUGGUAAGUGCUGUGGAUAUUUCUUUGACCUAGAUGGACAUAAUUCGAGACAGCAUGCACACGGAAACAACUACGGUCUUGGCACCUGGGGCUCCAUGCUCGGGUCUGCCGGCUUCUACGGCGGCGAGAUCUCGUACUUCAAGCCCAUUGACAUCACUGCUGGAUACGCAGCUGCGGCGAAGGAAUCCCCUUCGGUUAUCAAUUCUGAGCCGUACAGACAGCUGAAGGGCGAGGACCUUGGCCAUCUUCUUGAGCGGGAUUCGGGCGAGGAAACACAUCCUCAGACUUCCGUUCAGACACCCACCGAGAGUGAGAAAUACUCUUCAAGGCACGCUUACGUGGAUAAAAAGAUAUCGUACGCAGACAUUGUUAAAAAAUCGCCCGAAAAGCAACCCUCUGCUCAGGAGAAGCAUUCACAUCAGGAGAAACACUCGUUGCAAAACAAGGCACCGUCUUCCAUGCAGAGGACUGCUCCUGCAUCAGACGCUGAUCAAGAAUCCUCGGUCGACACAGAAUCCAUGAAGACACAACGUGCCUCUGUCUCUCUGCGAACGCGGACACACCGGCCCAGCAGUGGCAAUAGCAUCCAGCAGCCAGACCGUACACAAACACAGCAUCAGCGUGAUGACCACACAGCCCAGGCAAAGGCCAAGGCAGGUGGUGAGCAACAAGAUCUUGGAGCGAGGAUCUAUGGUCUUACACAGGAUAGUCAGUUAUUGAAGAAUAUGGAUUCAUUGUCGGGCGGGCUUUUCGGGACGGCGAUCUUUAUGGCUGCGGCAGUUGCAUCCACGGCCGAGGCGGCUGCAGGAACGAUUAAGCAUAAUCUACCGGAUUCUGUCAAAGAUUUCGCACAAGAACUGAGGGACACUUUGGACUACUCGAUCAUCCGCCUUGAAGAUUCCUCGAUCUCGGCUAUCCCUAACGAAGAAACUUGGGGGAUCCGGAAAGCUGUUUCACAAAUUCUGGAAGAAGACAAUAUGGUAGCCUCGUCCUACAAGUCCACACCCCCGUCAUCCCCUCACAAACUCUCUGUCGAGGACUCUUCUACUUUGGAAGACCAUGACACCCCGGCAACGUGCGCAGACGUCGCACGGGUUACAUGCACCACCGCCGAAAGUGGACAGAAUAAUGAGGAGUAUGAAGCCUCGGAGCAUCAACAAAAACACGGUCGCGGCCGCGAUCGUCAUACGCAUCAUUUGGUGAUCCACCCACACGACGAGUUCGAUAUCCCGCAUACGGGGCAUGUUCCAGUGAUUUUGACGAUGGAGGGGAUCCAACCUCCGACGAUGCAGGAGUAUACGUUGGACGAGCAUGGACAUAAGGUGACCGUCGUGGAUGAGCGCCGCGAUUCUGGAUUCGAUAUGUUGUCCUGAACUGACGACUAUUUCGUUGCGUUGAAGACCACUUGGAUGUUCACAAAAAUAUUUUUCAGUAAUUGAAUUAAAUCUCACUGUUGUAAAUAUGCCUCUUUUGAGGCAUACAGCCUUUGGAUUUAUUUGUGUUCAGAGGUAGAUCGUGAAGAGAGGGAAAACAGUGC
Molecule: messenger RNA, 1537 nt
Organism: Gamsiella multidivaricata
Lineage: Eukaryota; Fungi; Mortierellomycota; Mortierellomycetes; Mortierellales; Mortierellaceae
Exons: 4
Coding region: 96-1373 (425 amino acids)
Source: RefSeq, a predicted model, not a curated record